AUGACCCACCAAUCAGGCAUCAGACCUGCAGCAGAAUUGGUAUCGUUGUUCUGCGAAUGCAAUACUACAGAUAAUAAAGUGAGAGCAAUUUGCUCCAAAAUUGUCAAUGAAAGUAUCAAUGUUACUGGCACUAUACAUGUAUCUGGAACUUGGGAAAAAGACUUUGAAAAACUGGGUGAAUGGUUACAAGAAAGCACCCCUUGUUAUAUCAUGUAUAGAACUGAUUCUCGAAUCAAUGAAAUGGGUUCUUACGAAUGGGUAUUUAUGCAGUUUGUUCCCGAUACUGCCAAAGUACGUGAUAAGAUGCUGUAUGCCGCAUCUAAAUCUACGCUUACAAAAGAGCUCGGUGAUUCAAACUUUGUUGAUACUGUGUAUGCCACCACCAAGGAUGAUCUAUCGUUGGAAGGGUUUCAUUGUCAUGUCAAGCACAGUCAUGCAGAAGCCCCACUCACCGAACGGGAACUUGAAGCUGCUGCUGUCAAGGCUUCCGAGAGUACAGCAGAAAUUGGCAUAUCGUCACGCAGAUCUAAUGCACCUGGAGUUGCAUUUCAAUUUACUUUAGAAGCUAACCAAGCAUUCAAAGAAUUGAAAAAUGGUUCGAUUAACUUUAUCUCUCUUCGAGUAGAUCCAGAAACAGAAACUAUGCUUUUGGAUUGUUCUGCGUCUAUUCAAUUGUCAGAAAUUCAUGGAAAAAUUGAUUCACAAGCUCCUCGAUUCAUCUUUUUCAAGUCUGUAUCAAGUGAUGAUUAUGCAUUUGCAUAUGUAUCGCCUCCUGAAUGUAAAGUAAAAGAAAGAAUGCUGUUUGCUGCAUCUCGUUCAUACGUCGUUGGCGAAGCUGAGGCAAUUUUGGGACUCGGCAUUAAAGCAAAGUUUGAGGUGGAUACAGUGGAUGAAUUUGUAUCAAGUUUUGAAGAUCACUGCAAGCAAGUUACUGAAAAGGCUUCCCCAUCUGCGCUUAGAAAGCCUGCAUUUGCAAAACCAAACCGACCUGGUCGCAAAUAA
This is a messenger RNA of Batrachochytrium dendrobatidis JAM81, 1002 nucleotides long. RefSeq lists its product as uncharacterized. Bases 1 to 1002 code for a protein of 333 amino acids. Gene Ontology annotation, cellular component: actin filament; cytoplasm. The record is from RefSeq and is a predicted model, not a curated record. The transcript is spliced from 9 exons. Gene Ontology annotation, molecular function: actin monomer binding; actin filament binding. Gene Ontology annotation, biological process: barbed-end actin filament capping; actin filament depolymerization. Lineage: Eukaryota; Fungi; Chytridiomycota; Chytridiomycetes; Rhizophydiales.